AUACAGGGCCGCGAUACCGUCCCCUCAGAUACAGGGCCCCGAUACCGUCCGGUCAGAUACAAGGCCGCGAUACCGUCCGGUCAGAUACAGGGCCCCGAUACCGUCCGGUCAGAUACAGGGCCCCGAUACCGUCCCCUCAGAUACAGGGCCCCGAUACCGUCCCCUCAGACACAGGGCCCCGAUACCAUCCCCUCAGAUACAGGGCCCUGAUACCGUCCCGUCAGAUACAGGGCCCCGAUACUGUCCCCUCAGAUACAGGGCCCCGAUACCGUCCGGUCAGAUACAGGGCCCCGAUACCGUCCGGUCAGAUACAGGGCCCCGAUACCGUCCGGUCCGAUACAGGGCCCCGAUACCGUCCGGUCAGAUACAGGGCCCCGAUACCGUCCCCUCAGAUACAGGGCCCCGAUACCGUCCCCUCAGAUACAGGGCCCCGAUACCGUCCGCUCAGAUACAGGGCCCCGAUACCGUCCCCUCAGAUACAGGGCCCCGAUACCGUCCGGUCAGAUACAGGGCCCCGAUACCGUCCGGUCAGAUACAGGGCCCCGAUAUCUUCCCCUCAGAUACAGGUUCGCGAUUACGUCCCCUCAGAUACAGGGCCCCGAUACCGACCCCUCAGAUACAGGGCCGCGAUACCGUCCGCUCAGAUACAGGGCCGCGAUACCGUCCCCUCAGAUUCAGGGCCCCGAUACCGUCCCCUCAGAUACAGGGCCCCGAUACCGUCCCCUCAGAUUCAGGGCCCCGAUACCGUCCGGUCAGAUACAGGGCCCCGAUACCGUCCCGUCAGAUACAGGGCCCCGUUACCGACCCGUCAGAUACAGGGCCCCGAUACCGUCCCCUCAGAUGCAGGACCCUGAUACCGACCCGUCAGAUGCAGGGCCCCGAUACCGUCCCGUCAGAUACAGGGCCCCGAUACCGUCCGGUCAGAUACAGGGCCCCGAUACUGACCCAUCAGAUACAGGGUCCCGAUACCGUCCGGUCAGAUACAGGGCCCCGGUACCGACCCGUCAGAUACAGGGCCCCAGUACCGUCCCCUCAGAUACAGGGCCCCAGUACCGUCCCCUCAGAUACAGGGCCCCAGUACCGUCCCCUCAGAUACAGGGCCCCGAUACCGUCCCCUCAGAUACAGGGCCCUGAUAUCGUCCGGUCAGAUACAGGGCCCCGAUACCGUCCC
Chiloscyllium plagiosum (whitespotted bambooshark) is the source of this 1171-nucleotide messenger RNA. The record is from RefSeq and is a predicted model, not a curated record. Lineage: Eukaryota; Metazoa; Chordata; Chondrichthyes; Orectolobiformes; Hemiscylliidae.